Molecule: messenger RNA, 1117 nt
Organism: Spathaspora passalidarum NRRL Y-27907
Lineage: Eukaryota; Fungi; Ascomycota; Pichiomycetes; Serinales; Debaryomycetaceae
Product: mitochondrial 37S ribosomal protein bS1m
Exons: 1
Coding region: 27-1070 (347 amino acids)
Biological process (GO): mitochondrial translational initiation
Cellular component (GO): mitochondrial small ribosomal subunit
Molecular function (GO): structural constituent of ribosome
Source: RefSeq, a predicted model, not a curated record
AGAACCCACCACUGUAGAUUCAUAAGAUGUCUGCCAAUCAUGAGUUUCUCAAGUUAGUGAGAAAUUCCAAGUUUGCCCAAGUUGCAACUCCUCUCCUGAAAAACAUACGUGGGGAUUCCACAAUUCCUACCCACCAAAUCAUCUAUACACCAAAAAACAGUGCCCAAAGAUCCAUUUACGGUAUCAAGACUGCUUUACCUAAACAAGUCGGAAGUUCCUUCAUUUCCUUCAAUGAUAUCGACAACUAUACCGGAAUGCCAGAUGUUGAAAAGAACUCGGGUAAAUACUACAAGAUAAAGAACUUUCAAGAAAUGGGACUCGCUACCAAGAAUUUGUACUCUGAAUCAAAUCCAUUAUUCCCAGGACAAUCCACAAAGUCAGAACCUACCAACAGAGAAGAGACUUUGGUCAACUACUUAAACAUGAAUAAGCGAGUCUAUACCAGUGAAGUUCAAAAGGUCUUGCAAAAGAACCCGGGUAUCCACAGGGAAUUCAAGAAAUGGUUGGCUAAGAACCAUCCACAAGCAUUUGUUGCCCAACCUCUGCCCGCUGCUAUGGCUGAUUUGUUGAAAUCUUUCUUACAUGAAUCUAAAGCUGUCCACAAGAAGGAGUGGAAUUUACUUGAUUUUGGUAAGGAAGAUGCUCAAAUCCGAGUCCUUGGUAAUGGUGGGUUCAGUUAUAACCAGAAGGGAAGAUUGACAAACACCCCUAAUGGUAUCAAACAUGACGUUAUUGCUCCAGGUAGACUUCUUUCUACCAAGGAUGCAGCAAUUGGUGGUUUUGUUUCCCAUGCUCAUGACCGUUCUAUCUCAUUACAGUACAACUAUGCUAGAAGUUACCCAGGUAAGCACAUACUCCAAUUCUCUAUGCCAUUCAAGGUGAGUGAAGCUGUGGUUACCGAUGACGGUGCCGUCAGAGUAACAGCAGAAGGUGUCAAGGUUGGUGACUGGAUGAGGAAGCAAACUCACAGUUAUGCCCCUUCGAAUCCAAACUUCCAAUCUACUGCUGAAAGACACAAGACUGACACUGAAAGUUUACAAAGCUUAUUAAACUUAAUUCUUCCAAAUUAAGUACCUGUACAUAUAUUUAUAAAGUAAGAAUAAUACACAUCUAUUAU